CAGAGAUUGCUUUGGAUCUGUGGUGGGAGCACUGAAGAUAAAUAAUCUACACAAGAUCAGAAACUGGUUACAUAUGCUGCCAGGUGUGUGUGUGGAAUGUGGCCAGAAUGAGCAGCACAUUUGUUACAUUAGCUGAGGUGCUGGAGGCCCGGGGGGGACCUCUGCUGGAGGAGGAGAUCUGGUCCCUGCUGCUGGGUGCUGCAGAGUGUUUAAUGGAUGUCUCUUAUAAGGGUCACAACAACAUGUGCAGCAUCAUCAGCCCCACCUCCUUGCUGUUGUCAGCCACUGGCUCCUUAGCUUUUAAGAACUGUGGCCUAUCAGAUGAGGUAUCUGCGUUUGCUGCUCCCGAGAUGCUGCAGGACCGUGCCGGGUCAACCAAACCUGCCACUGAUAGGAUGUUGGUAUAUUCGCUGGGAAUGACUCUCUACUGGUCGGUUGAUUUUCAGCUACCUCAAAAUCAGCCAGUUCAGUUGAGUGACCAUCUAAACAGCAUCCUCCUCAGCAUGUGUGAGGACCUGGCUCACCGCAGGGUAAACCUCACAUCAAUUCUGGAGGCCUGUGAAUCCCAACACAAGGCCUCCAACCUGCUGCCGCCCACCAAAGUUGUUCGACAGCUCGUGGAGGAGGUUUUUCACGAAUCAGUGGAUGGUUCUCUGCCAGACAGCAACAUUCCUCUGAGUGGCAGGAGCCAAAUGAUCAGGGAGAGACUUCACAGAAAGAGAGGGCCAUUAUCGGACUUCAGUGAAGGAAGUGCUGAAGGGCGGAGGUACUCAACGGACUCUGACUCAAAGUCAGGGAGUUUACCUCAAAGACCUUGGAGACAAAGACCAAGAAGCUCACCUACGCUGUUGUACCAGUCUUCUUUAGACAGGCUCCCUCGGAGGGUACGCCGCAGGGACAGCAACUGCAGCUGGAUUGGUAGGAGCCCCCACCACGAUUUCUCUCCAAAAGCAUCAGGCAGAUCUCACAGUCCUUCCAUUACCUUCAGUGAAUCCUCACUCAGCCUGAGCCAGAGAAAAGCUAAGGCAUUGGGUCCGGAGUUUAUGAGAAUGCCAGAUGAGCAGCAAAUUCUUCUUGAGCUUCCAGGAUCUAUCGUGUCCAAAAAGGGCCAUUCAAGUUCCUCUCAGCGAGAAGUGACUGUAGUGCUGCCUAACGGACAGUACGUGGUUGUUCGCUGUGACAUUAAAUCCAGGGCAAGAGAUGUGUUUGACAUGGUGGUGGCUCACGCAAACUUGGUGGAGCACUUUUACUUUGGUCUUUCCUUCCUAGAUGAUGAUGAAUAUUUCUUUUUGGAACACGAGACAAAAAUCUCCAAAGUUGCACCUGACAGUUGGAAAAAAGGGCAGAUAUCUUCCUUCUUGGUGUUUCUUCGAGUCAAAUAUUUUGUUGAUGAUAUUGCCUUCAUUCUGCACAGACUGACUCAGCACCAGUAUUACUUACAGCUGCGUAAAGAUAUCCUGGAGGACAGACUUUACUGUAACGAGGAGACAGGCUUGUUCCUGGCUGCUCUCGCUCUGCAGGCUGAGUUUGGUGACUAUAUGGCAGAGUUGUAUGGUAAAGACUAUUAUCAACCUGAGCAUUAUGUAUCCAAGAGAAUGCUGGAGAAGCUCGCUGUACCCAUCAUCAGAGAGGAGUUGCCGAGACUUCAUGCAAGUCAUGCCCAUUUGCUGCCUGAAGAGGCAGAAACAGAGUACCUAAAGAUUGUCCAACAGUUGCCGGAGUAUGGAGUUAUGUUCCACCGUGUAGGAAGAGAGAAAAGACCAUUGAUAGGAGAAUUAGUUCUGGGAGUGUGCGCCAAAGGAAUCAUCGUCUAUGAGACAAAGAACCACCUGCGUACUGUCACCAGACGCUUUCUGUGGAGGGAAACAGACUCUAUAUCCACUGGGCGUCGUAAGCUGAUCAUAGAGUGUGGUGGACCCAGCGGUAAAAAGCACAUCUUUGUAACAGAAACCUCUAAAAUUGCACAGUACCUCCUGAACCUCUGCUCAGCACAGCACAAAUUUCACAGCGAGAUGACAUCUCGACAGCUCAACCACACAAUGAUACCUGAUGAAAACAUAUCUGCAUACCGGGCCCGUAACAUGAGCCUGAAGCGGAUAUCUUGCUCAGAGGGCAUGCUGAACCAUGUAGGUUUGACAUCUGGCCAGGCCGACGCCCUCUCCAAGUCCUGUGACGAUCUUACUGCCAAGCUGGAAGCUCGACUGCGCCAGCAGAGAGAAAUGAGGAGAGAGAUGGGCAGAGAUCUGAACAAGGAAUUGCCUGGAACGGGAGACCUCAGGGAUGGGAAAGAGCGACAGAAUUGGAGCUCUCCAGGGAUUCCCAGACGGCUGUCCAGCAUCUCACUACAAAAGCAGGACUCUGAUGCCUCUUCUUCUCUAAGAGUUGAUACUCCAACACGGACACCACCUGAGAGAGAGAUAGUUUGUGUGAUACUGAAAAAAGAUCCCAAACUGGGUUUUGGCUUUGUGAUAGUAGGAGAGGACAACACAGGAAAACUUGACCUGGGGAUAUUCAUUGCUUCCAUUGUGCCUGAUGGCCCUGCAGACAAAGAUGGACGAAUCAAACCUGGUGGACGUCUCAUUUCUCUUAACAAGACCAGUUUAGAAGGAGUCACAUUCAGCGAUGCUGCUGCCAUCCUUCAGAACAGUCCUGAUGAAGUAGAGCUCAUCGUUUCACAGCCUAAAUACUCACUAAAGGACAGACAGGGCUCCUUGAGUCAGAGCACUCUAGGUUUGUCAUUAGAGAGGAGUUUUGGGUCACAGACCACCCUGAGUGGCACAGAGUUUCGCCCCCCUGUGGAGGAGCUGGAGGAGGCCAUCAUCUUGUCCAGCAUGGCCACUCCGAAGCAUAACAGGAAGCUCCACAUUCCUGUUGUCCGAAUACAAGAUGCUCAGGACGCGUCUCCAAGGUCUCCGUCCAUCUUAAGCCUCAAAACAGGAGAUCGUUUUACUAUAGAUAUAAAGAAAAGCGGUGGGAGCCUUGGAUUAAGUGUCACUGGUGGAGUAAACACAAAUGUGCAAUUUGGAGGCAUUUAUAUAAAGAGUUUGGUGCCAGGAGGAGCUGCUGAGCAAGAUGGACGCAUUCAGACUGGAGACAGACUGCUGGAGGUUGAUGGGACCAACCUGAGGGGAGUGACUCACCAACAGGCUGUCGAGUGUCUAAAAAGGACUGGGGAGGUGGUGAACCUGCUGCUGGAAAGGGAGCCUACUGUUGUCUUGGAGCACAGACCUGACUCUCCCUGCUUCCCCUUGAUUCACAGUCCAUCAUACACUCAGUCGACCCCCAGGACAGAGGUCUCCAUGGAAACAACCUUGAGUGGUCGAGCCAAGGACUACAGCUUUGUGACGGAUGAAAAUACCCAUGAAGUGGUUCUGAAAAAGAGUUUGUCUGGUCUUGGCUUCAGCUUCUACAUAUCACAUCUGCGCUCGGGAGCAGACCGUGGUAGCGUGGUUCGCAUCAAACGCCUGUUCCCAGGUCAGCCAGCUCAAGAGAGCGGCCAGCUGCGAGAGGGGGACAUCAUUUUAUCUGUCAACGGAGAACAUGUGAAAGAUCUCUCCUACCAGAGAGUUUUGUUCCUGCUGCGAGGAGCCCCAUCUGAAGUCCACCUAGUGAUCUGUCGGCCACCUCCUGGAGUACUUUAUGAAGUAGAUGACAACACACUGAGUCCUGCCCCCAUACGUGGUAUUCGAUCCAGAUCUCUUGACAUCCGGCUCGGAGAGGACUACAGCCAGCUCCUUAAAUCUCCAAGUGAUGUCAACAUACGUGAGCAGCUGCUGCUCCCCAACGAGGAAGAGGGUCUGACCAACAGCACAGAGAAAAUCCCAGAUCCUCCAACAAUUUUACCACCUUCAGAAAGUGAAAUGAGCCUGGAGAAUGAUAUGGAGCAGGACUUCCCUCCUCCCCCAUCUCCUCCUCGAACACCUCCCUCCCCAACAUCACCCACAUCUCCGCCAUCACCAGUCUCACCACUAUCACCCACCUCACCUUCUUCACCUCCUCCCACCUUGCCACCGAUUCCACCAGAGCCACAAUCAGCUGCUGGGAAACAGGAAGAACAGGAGGAAGGAGAAGCUGAGAGGAGGAAAACAGAAGAAGAAGAGGAAGCUUCAGCAACACUGAGCUCAGCUUUGAUCCUUAUGGAUGUUUAUGCAAAAACUGCCUCUAAACCUGUUUAUACCAGUGGGGUCAGAGAGGAAUCAGAUGGAAGUGUGACCUACUGCCUUAUGGGAAAUGGACUGACCAUCAUGGCCGACGAAGAGUACUUGACCAUCAGCUCCACCUUAGAGCCUGCCCACAGCAUUCCCUCCCACACUACACCAACGACCAUCGAAACCCACGACUCUCAAACUCAGAACAGCUUUCAGACUCCAAACUUUUCCCAUCAUGUCCCCACCACUCCCAACAUCGCGCCACUUAACUUCUCAUCCGACACACCAACCACUUGCCCCCUCGUCUACCCAGCCCAGCCACUCACAACGCAACCCCCGAAAACAAAGCAUCACCCAAUACAACAGGGCCUUCUUCCCAGCCACUUCAAAGCGACAUCCAAGAACGUUCGGCCUGCGGUGCCUCCCCCACAGCCUCCGCCCAUAACGCCAAUCACGGCCCAGAUUAUUUCCUCAGUGCCUCCCUGCACUGGAGCGCCCACUCCAACACUGCCUUCCACAGUGCUGACCUGUUCUGCCCAGAUUCAGCCCCAGCUAAGAGAAGAACCGGAGAGGAAGGGAAGGGAAUACAAGGAUGAUUUUGAUGAAGAACUGGAUGAGGAGGAGGAAGAGAGUCGGAGGAAGGGAAUGAUUAAAGAGUUUGAGCUCACAGUGGUCUUGACCAAGUCCAGGAGCGGAAGCUUUGGGUUCACCAUCACUCGUAGCAAGAUUGAUAAUUGCUACUACAUACAGGAAAUACUGGACAACCCCGCCAAGGCAGAUGGACGACUCAGGGCCGGGGACAGGCUCAUCACAGUAAAUGGGCACGAUGUCACCUGUGUGGCAGAUGAUUUUGCCAUGACUAUACUCAGGUCAUCACCUAGAAGGCUGAAUAUGACCCUUGGCAGAGCGGUCAGCAAUCUGGUGGCUCCGCCUCCCUGCGACAGCUUGCCUGACGUAGUUCUCCACAAGACCCCCUCAGGACAGCUGGGAAUAAAGCUGACAGGUGGCAUUGGCAGCAAAUGGCAGGGCAUCUACUGCUUGGCGGUGGUGCCAGGCUCCCCAGCCAGUGAGGAGGGCAGCGUCAAGCCCAAUGACAAGAUCCUGUACAUCUGUGGCAGGUGCACCCUGGGAAUGACGUUAGAGGAUGCAGUCAAAGCCUGCGAGAUCGCCCCUCGUAAGGUCAAACUCAAAAUUAUUCGGGAAGACCAACCAGUUACUCCCAAAGCUAAGUGGAACGGUUUGUUUGACUGGAAAAAGGACAAGAAGUUCUUUGCUCGUUUUGAGGAAACUGUCUCGUCUGAGAGAGAGUUUGCUGUUGAAGAUACUGAAGCUGUGCGUAGGACUGCAGAGAGGUUGAGAUGUCGCUCUCUCACCCAAGGGCAGGAUAGUUGCAUCAUGCAAGUGGAGUUCAAAAAACCCGAAGGCGGAGGCCUCGGCUUCGCAUUGGUCGGUGGAGCUAAUGGUACCAUGCUCCGAGUUAGAGACAUCUGCUCAGGUGGAGUAGCUGAGCAAGACGGCCGGCUGAAAGUUGGGGACAUUCUUUUAGAGGUGAACGGUGUGAUUGUGUCCGGCCUGAGCCACAGUAAAGUGGUGGAUAUUCUGCGGAAGGCUGAGGGGACAGUGCAGCUCACUAUUUGCAGGGACAUCCUGCCCCUGACCUACUCUGAGUCACCUACUCCGCCAAACAUGUCUGCUCACACUGAGGCUAUUUUAGCAGAGCAGCCGGCUCAUAUGUCCAACUCUGAUGUCUGCUCAGCUCCUGAAAGCCUGCAGGAUAGGGAAGCUGAGCGCCUUGUUGAUGCCUCUUUAGAGCCUGUGGUUAAUGAAACUGAAGUUAUCCUCACAUCACCGCCUCCUCCGCCUCACAGAGUUACUGUUAUGAGGGAUGAGACUUCAGUUCAGGAGGAGAGUUGUAACAACACCCCCUCUCAUCAAGCUUGCUGCCCAUCCCUCAAUGUCACUGAAAUGUUACAUGGAGCGUCUGACAGGAGACAAAUUGUGACCAAACUGUUGGACCAGUCUUGCAAGGAUAUCCGGAAAACCCAAUCAGAUGGUUGGAGCAGCGACGAAGAUGAUGAUGUAUUUGAUGCAGCGUGUCAGGAGGUUUCCUCGCCACAAACAGGUCCGCCUUUGGUGUCACAGGAGGAACUGGCCAGUCUAGCACUGAUUACUCCUGCCAAGACCAGCCAGUACUCAGGCUCCAGAGUCAAAGCUCUCAUAAAGAUCCUGCAGCAUCAACUGGACCAGCAGGAACUGGUCAAAGAGUUUCUGGCUCUGGAGCAUUUGAAACCUUCGGACAACUGCUUGGUUGGAAAAGCUCCUGAGAACAGAGACAAGAAUCGCUACAGAGACAUCUUACCCUAUGAUAAAACACGAGUAGCCAUCGGAGAGAACCAGGAGUACAUCAAUGCCAGCUACAUUCGCAUACAGGUCGGAGCAGAUGAGUUCUUCUACAUCUCCUGCCAGGGCCCUCUGCCCUCCACUGUUCAGGCCUUCUGGCAAAUGGUCUGGGAAAACAAAUCUGACAUCAUCGCCAUGAUGACACAGGAAGUAGAACGAGGACGGAUUAAAUGUCACAAGUAUUGGCCAGAGAAGCAGAACACACUUUUGACCACUGGCAGGUACCAGUUGCACCUCGAGAAUCAACAGUUCCUGGAAUACUUCCACAUAAAGGUCAUCCGCAUGGUGGAAAUGGAGACUGGUGAGACACACUUUGUUCACCACCUGAAGUUCACACACUGGCCGGACCACGGCGUUCCACAGAGCUCUGAGCAGCUUGUUCGAUUCAUCCACUACAUGAGAGCGGUGCACCACGGGGGGCCGAUCACCGUUCACUGCAGCGCUGGUAUCGGACGGACAGGAGUUCUCAUCUGCACCGACAUUAUCCUCCAUCUCAUUGAGAAUGACCUGCCUAUUAAUGUAAGCGAUAUUGUAAAAGAGAUGAGGCUACAGCGGCAUGGGAUGAUUCAAACCAAGGAACAGUAUCUUUUCUGCUACAAAGUCUGGUUGGAGGUUUUACAGGGAAUUUUACAACUUCAAGGAAACCAGUGGCAACCAGAAAGUCCCAGAGACCACAAGAUUGUUUGAAUGUUUCCCUGUCAAGUUCAGCAACAUAUACCUGUAAAGUAAAGGCUGUGAGAGAUCAAUCACAGCAAAAUAUUUUACAGGUGGCUCUUCUUCCUUUGGUGGUUGUUCCCUUUAGUUAACUGUAAAAUCUUGUUAUGUAGUGUCAGUUUUGUUAUAAUGAAAACUUUCCUUUUCAAUUCAUUAGUGGUUUUGUUUUCUGCAUAUGUCUUCACGGUGCUUUAAUGAUAUCAGCUUAUCAGUUGCCUUCUGUUUUAAGUUAGUUUUUCUUUUUGUUUGAACUCAAACAGCAUGAAAUCUCAACCUCUGGUAAACUUCAAAUCUUCUAUCUACCUGUAACGUCAUCCAGGUUUUAGACCUUCACACGUUUCUUUUACGCAUUUGUUAAAAUUAUGAAGCAACAUGAUUUUAUUUAAGUGCAUUUGUACCCCGGAAAAAGGGUGUGUAAGCUGAAGAAAAUAAAUGAAUUAUGUUUCGCUUCAUUGUGAAGGAGGAGAUGAAAAGAAUCAAGUGCCUUGGAGAGACACACCCCACUUGCUUUACGAUAAACCCACACCACUUGUUAUAAGUGACCAAGGGCAAAACACGAGAAACUUAACAUAGCACCUGGUGGUGGUUAGAGUGAAUGUAAAGUUUUCAGCCUGUUCUGGGUCUGAGAUGAACAUUUUGUCAAUUCAUACCGGAGGAGGAUUACAUCUCAUAUUUUGGUUCGUAGUUUAACUUAAAAGCAGUGAGAUGUUCACACGUCGCCUAUUCUUAGCUUCUGUUUUUUUGUUUUAUACAGAAAAUUGUCACGAUGAAUCACAUUACCACCACUUGCAUAUUCUGAUACAGAUGAAGAAUGAUUAUUCGUAACAAAUGUUUCAGUGAAUUCAUAAAAUUUUCAGAUAAUUUUUACUAAAAUUUGGAAGUGUUACAAACAAGGUAUCCAGAUUUUUUUUUUUUUUUUGUAAAGUAUAAAUUUUACUGUAAUUUAAAUGAUUAGCCAGACUUGUUAAGUGAUGACAUCCUUUAUCUGUAUUCAACAGUUAUUUUAAUACAAACUCAGCCAAAAAUGCAAAAAAUAUUAUGAGGUUUACAAACUUUACAUUUUGCCACUUUAGAUGUUGUACGGCGCAACACAACUUACACCUCCGAGUCAGAGAUCAAAGACGAUUCAUGGCUGCUGGGUUGGACUUCAACCUCAGAUGUCAUUGCUUGUGAGCUUUGUUCAUUCAGCUGCUAACCAACACACACCAGCUCUUUAUUGCAUGUAGACUCAAGAAGUACAGAUGUGCUAGCCUGCAGUUUGACUGAAUUACUUGAAAAUGAUCAAAAUAUGGAAUGUAAAAAAUGCAACUCCUUCCGAAACGAAGGCGCAUUAAGAAUGUCAUUUUUCUUACCUUGAAAACAUCUUCCAAAGUGUUUGGAGCAUGCUGGAAAGUCACGUGGAUCACUUUACUUUAGCCAUGUGUGUGGCCAUGCAGAGCAAUCAACCUUUCUGAUGCACAUGCAGUGCAUUGCAAAAGUAUUCAUACCCCUUGAUCUCUUUUGACAUUUUGUCAUGUUAGAACCACAAAUGUCAUUGUAUUGCUUUGGAAUUUCAUGUGAUAGAGCAACACAAGUAGUGCAUGAUUGUGAAGGGGAAGAAAUGAUGCAUGGUUUAUUUUUCAUUGAAAACAUUUAAAAACGUGGUAUGCAUUGUUAAGCAGCCCAGUUGAGUUAAUAUUUUAUUCUACCUCCAUUUUGAAACUUGACUAUGAGUUGAUCUGAACCAUUCUAAUACAAUUUUAGAGUUGCUGUCCUGCUGAAAGGUGAACCUCCAGUCCAGACUUUAGUCUAUGCAGUUGUGUAUUUUUACAUAAUUUUUUCCAUAUAGGUUACAAAGUUCAAUGUAGGUUUCAUAGGAGCACCUUUCUUCCAAAUAUCUCUGACACAUCUUGGAGGGUAAACUUGAAAUGGGACUUAUCGUGGUGUUCGUUCAACAAUAGCUCUCUUCUUGCAUCCUCAUCUCUUUGUACUAUAAAGGCCAGAUUUGUGGAGUGCACAACAAAUAGAUGUUCUUUCGAGACAGUUCCCCAACUUGGAUAUGCAUCUCUCCAGCUCUUCCAGAGUUACUGUGCUAGUCUUGGCUGCUUCUUUGACUAAUGUUCUCCUUUCCAGGCCUGUCAGUUUAGGUAGGCAGCCAUGUUUUGGUAGGUUUGCAGUUGUGUCACAUGUUUUCCAUCUUUUAAUGAUGGAUUAAAUAGUGCUUCACAAAAUAUUUAUAAUUUGUGAUAUUGUUUUAAAACCUGACUUUGCUUUCAAUUUCUACACAAGUUUAUCCCUGACUUGUCUGCUGUGUUCCUUGGUUUUCAUGAUGCUGUUAGUUCGCUAAUGUUCUCUGACAAAACCUCAGAAUUGUUCACAGAAGACACCGAGAUCAGUGUACAAAGAGGUGAACUCAUUAGGUGACUUCUAAAUGCAAUUGGUUGCACUGGAUUUUAUUUGUGGGUUUCAGAGUAAUGUAUGCCACACAUUUCAGAUUUUUUAUUUGUCAUCAAAUUUGUCACAUAUAGUUUUAUUUCUACAUAACAAUCAUUUGCUACUUUGUUCUGAUCUAAAUAAAAUACUAAGAAUUUUUUUUUACUUUUUCACAAAAUGUGAAAAAGCUCAAGGGGUAUGAAGACUUUCCCAAUUCACUGUACAGCUAAGUUAUGUGCAAGUUCUCUGUGAGAUCCUGGUGGUAUGUUUUCUGCCUCACAUCUUGGAUAGAAUAAGCAGAAACACAUUUUGCAUUCAUAUGGGAAAGUGCAUCUUGUACAGUCUAGCAAGUGCUUAUGCUAAGGCAUUGUGAAAUGUGAUAAUUAAUUGCACAACUGCUUAUUUAUGCUAAAUUAAAAAUCUUGUUACACUACCAGCCACUAUGUAACCAAUAACUGAGAACAAUGUAAUACCUCUCUCUUUAAUUAAAAGCU
Xiphophorus maculatus (southern platyfish) is the source of this 10168-nucleotide messenger RNA. RefSeq names its product FERM and PDZ domain-containing protein 2-like (gene ptpn20). Gene Ontology annotation, biological process: protein dephosphorylation. Gene Ontology annotation, molecular function: protein tyrosine phosphatase activity; protein binding. NCBI's taxonomy places the organism in Eukaryota, Metazoa, Chordata, Actinopteri, Cyprinodontiformes, Poeciliidae. The coding region runs from base 108 to 7235 and encodes 2375 amino acids. Gene Ontology annotation, cellular component: cytoskeleton. The record is from RefSeq and is a predicted model, not a curated record. The transcript has 47 exons.